This is a messenger RNA of Aedes aegypti (yellow fever mosquito), 5338 nucleotides long. RefSeq names its product tolloid-like protein 1 (gene tok). Gene Ontology annotation, molecular function: zinc ion binding; metalloendopeptidase activity; calcium ion binding. The coding region runs from base 560 to 5089 and encodes 1509 amino acids. Lineage: Eukaryota; Metazoa; Arthropoda; Insecta; Diptera; Culicidae. Gene Ontology annotation, biological process: proteolysis. The transcript is spliced from 12 exons. The record is from RefSeq and is a predicted model, not a curated record.
CAAAUUAACUUCUCCCUUAGUCCCGUAGCCCGUAUCAGCCAUAUCAGUCAGUCAGUGAUUGGAAAUUCGACCGAGUUGUACGGAGAAGAUCGUUCAGUGCAAACCUCAAGGCAGUAUAGUGAGUGAAUCGAGCCGGGAAUGCGAAGAAAUUACUGAAUCAAGCGGUUUUAUGAAUAAUGUGAAGCUAUAAAUCCCAUCAACGUGAUACGACCCUCCGAGCGCGCUCUGUAUAACUCCGGGCAAGUGCAAUGAAGAAGAAAUAAUCCAUCUCGUUGGUGCUGUAUUACAGAGUGCAUGCUGCAGAUCGACUAGCGCUGCCGAUAGUGUAUAAGUCUAGAGUUUUGCUAUGCUGGCAAAUAUGCUUUGAACUGCAAGGAAUUAAACCGUUCCUCAUCAGCACCGUUCUGCUUCGUUGCCCGCCAAAGGAAGAGGAGCUCCUAUCAUCAGCAAAAAUUAAAUCCCUCCAGAUGGAGCAGUGCAUGUGAAUCACACCAGAGAACAAACCGCUCCGUCUGAAAAAUACAAAAAAAAACAUCACAUUGAAACAAAAUCCUUCGCAAUGUCAUCGAACGGCAAGUUGUUCUUGCCCUUGAUGGCUGCCCGCAGGCGAAACAGCAGCAAAAGACUUUCCAUUAAUCCUUCGUCCUGCGGUUGCCUAGCUUCGCCUCCCAGUAGUGCCAUGUCGAUCCCGGUUCUUUUGUUUUUGCUACUUCUAAUCAGCGAACCCUUGUGCCAUGCUUUGGAGCUGAAUCAAACGCUAAUUACGCGGAAACAUCAGCAGCAUCAACAUCACCAGGCCUACACGAUAGACGACCUGAUGGCAACGAAGUUUCCGACCAGAAUCUCCAACGACAUCGAUAUGGAUCCCUGCAAGUCAAGUGGAUUCUUGGGAGAUAUCGCACUGCCAAACGUAGAUUACGAAACCGAGUGGCAAAAACAAAGACUGAACAAAACUUUCCAGCAGGAGCUGGAAAAACUCAAACAGGAAGUCUAUCACGAGGGCCUCCAGGUGGAGGAGGAAGGACUGACCGACAUAAUCCGGAAGAAAACUAAACAACUGUCACCUGACCUGAAUGUGGGCACCAACCAGCCCAGUAAAAAUCUCAACGAAGCAACAGUCUACGUUUCGAGUUCGCAGCCUGUCGAUCAUAAAUCACUUAACCAAAUAUCACAUAACGACCAGGACAAUGCCAUAAUUGACAGCUACAGCAAUGGCGAAUCGCAGAUAAAGGCGACAAUCAUCGAUAACAACGAUAAUAUCAUACUUCGAAACACAUCCAGCGCCAACCAUCAAGUGGGGCCUCAAGGGGGCAAAUCGGACGCCACAACAUCGACAUCGAUUGGUUCCGACAGUGACAGCAGCUCAACCAUUAUCAAGAAGAAGAAAAAUGUCAAAGCGGCGGAUGUUCGCAACAUUGACCAUAACCGCAUCCAGUCCGACACAAAGGACAUCGUUAUCGACGAUGCGAGCGAUAACAUAAUCAGCAAUAAUCAUGCGAGCAGAAAGAUAGUGGCAUCGAGAGCACUUUUGACAUCACCCCCAACCUCUACGCCAAAACCACCCCGAACGACUCAAGCCAAUCGUUUCAGCAAUUCUGGUGGCAAUGGUAGAACCCUAGAAGAUGUCCAGGUCCUCAACGGUGAUGGGACCAUUACGGCCCACAAACGCCAUCACAGAAGACGUCGGCAGGGAAAUGGACGGAGAAAUAACAACAGCACAACCGCUGAAGAAACAACAGCCGCCGACAACAAACCGAAGAAAAAACCACUCGAUGCAAAUUCCGACACGUACAAAGCUCGCCUUGAAAGGCUGAAGACCGAUCUGGGCAACCCGACCCUCUCCAUAAACGAUCCCAAUUUAAAACGGUCCAAGAACAAACUCAAGUCCCAUGCCGGCGGCAAAAAAGCGCCCAAAGACAAGCAAACCGCAAACAAAAGCAAAGCAUCAGCGCUAAAAGAUUGGGGGGAGAAAAGAGACUCCUCACGUGCGCCAAAGGUCAAACAAAUCGGAAAAGCAAACGGAGGAAAACCGCACGGCGCCAAACGGCAGACAUCAACCCGUAUCCUGGACGACAUCAUUAUCGAGGAAAAAGUUCACGGCUCCAUCAGGAAAGAGGAUGGGGAGCUGAUACGGGACUCAAAGGGGAAUGUGGUUCAGUCGUCUUUUCUGGAGGCUCACCUAGCUACCGAACAGCAGUUACCUGUUGAUGAAACAAGAAGUCCUUCCGCGGUAACGUCCCACCAUCAUCGUUCAACUCGGGCGGCAACGGCCAAAAAAGAACGCAUCUGGGAUUUUGGCGUCAUUCCGUACGAGAUCGAUGGCAACUUCAGUGGACUGCAUAAGGCGCUGUUUAAACAGGCGAUGCGCCACUGGGAGAACUAUACGUGCAUCAAGUUCGUCGAACGCAAUCCAAUCGACCAUCCCAACUACAUCGUGUUUACCGAGCGGCAGUGCGGCUGUUGCUCAUUCGUGGGAAAACGCGGCAAUGGACCGCAGGCGAUUUCGAUUGGGAAAAACUGCGACAAGUUCGGCAUCGUCGUCCACGAGCUGGGACACGUCGUUGGCUUCUGGCAUGAGCACACCAGGCCGGAUCGUGAGAACCACGUCGUCAUCGAGAAGAACAACAUAAUGGUCGGUCAGGAGUACAACUUCAACAAGUUAACAGAAGACGAGGUGAACUCGUUGGGCCUGCCGUACGACUACGAUUCAAUCAUGCACUACGCCCGGAACACGUUUUCGAAGGGAACCUACCUGGAUACGAUAUUCCCAAUUGAAAUCCCCUCUCGAAAGCGGCCCGAAAUUGGGCAGCGAUUGCGACUCAGCGAGGGAGACAUCGCCCAGGCGAACCUGCUCUACAAAUGUGCCAAAUGCGGUCGCACGUUUCAGGAAAAUUCAGCCUCUUUUACCUCCCCUAGCUACUACUCGUUGGUGCCACCCAGCGAGCCGGAAAGAUGCGAGUGGCGUAUAACGGCCACGCACGGCGAACGAAUCGUGCUCAACAUCACCGAUCUGGAUAUCUUCAAGUCUAACAACUGUCGUUCGGACUAUUUGGAGAUUCGCGACGGCUACUGGCACAAGUCUCCGAUUCUGGGCAAAUUCUGCGGCUCCGGCAAGGUGAAUGAUUUGAUCAAAUCAACAGGUAGUCGAAUGCUGCUCACCUACACUACCACGUUCCGGCAGAUCAAUAUGCGAGGGUUUGCCGCCAGCUACGAAGCGGUUUGCGGUGGCAGUGUCAAUUUGGAAAGCGGCGGUCGGCUCGAAUCUCCCAACUACCCGAUGGAUUACCUGCCGAACAAGGAGUGCAUUUGGAAAAUCACCGUCCCGAAGGACUACCAGGUGGCGCUCAAGUUUCAAUCGUUUGAGGUGGAAAAUCACGACAACUGUGUGUACGACUACGUGGAGGUGCGGGACGGCGAGUCGGCAGAUUCCCGCAUCAUUGGAGUGUUUUGCGGGUACAAAAUUCCACCGGAUAUGAGGUCGUCAACCAACAAAAUGUUCGUGAAGUUCGUCUCGGAUGGCUCGGUGCAGAAAGCCGGCUUUUCGGCUACCUUCAUGAAGGAAGUGGACGAGUGUGAACGAAUGGACCACGGAUGCGAGCACGAGUGCAUCAAUACGCUAGGUGGAUACGAGUGCGCUUGCUACAUCGGAUAUGAACUGCACAGCGAUAAAAAGUCUUGCGAAAAUGCGUGCGGAGGAACCUUGAAACAACCCAACGGAACCAUCCUAUCGCCAUCGUUCCCGAACGAGUAUCCCAUCCUGAAGGAGUGCGUUUGGGAGAUCAUUGCUCCACCUCAGCACAAAAUCACCCUCAACUUUACCCACUUUGAAUUGGAGGGUAACACCUUCUAUCAGGCAUCGGAAUGCGAGUACGACUCCGUUGCGGUUUACUCCAAGGUGAACGAAGAUUCUCUAAAACGGCAUGGCGUUUUCUGUGGCAACAAAAUACCCCCAACCAUUACCUCUGACGGCAAUACUCUACGCGUCGAGUUCAAAUCUGAUAAAACAAUCCAAAAGUCUGGAUUUGCUGCCAUCUAUUCUACGGACGUGGACGAAUGCGCCGUCAAUAACGGCGGCUGCCAACACGAGUGCAAGAAUACGUUAGGGUCGUACGUUUGCUCGUGCCACAACGGUUACGCCUUGCAGGACAAUGGCCACGACUGCAAGGAGGGAGGUUGCAAGUAUGAGGUUUCUUCGCCGAACGGCCAAAUCUUCAGUCCCAACUAUCCCGACUAUUACCCGCCGAAGAAGGACUGCAUAUGGCACUUUACAACUACGCCAGGUCACCGAAUUCGGUUGGUGUUCAACGUGUUCGACAUCGAGCCUCACCAAGAAUGUGCCUACGAUCACAUCGUCAUCUACGAUGGCGAUUCACCGGAGAGCUACGCUUUGGGACGAUUCUGCGGAGCAAAGCUACCGCACCCGCUAUCAUCCACGUCUAACGAAAUGUACAUGGCCUUCAAUACGGAUUCAAGCGUCCAGCGGAAAGGUUUCUUCGCCAGCCACUCGACGGCCUGCGGUGGACAUCUGAGGGCAACCAACAAGGUGAAACAUAUCUACUCGCACGCCAAAUUCGGCAUGGGCAUGUACGACAAUGGCGCCGAUUGCGAAUGGUCGAUCGAGGCGGACAGCAAUAAGAACGUCCAGCUGAAGUUCCUGAUGUUCGACGUCGAAGAAGAGCGCCAGUGCUCGUACGACUACGUCGAAGUGUACGGUGGUCUAGAUGACUCCAGCGGACCCUUACAUGGAAAGUAUUGCGGUAAUAGUAAUCCUCCGGAGAUCAUUUCAAUGAAUCAGGCCUUGCUAGUUCGAUUUCGGUCGGACGAUACGGUCGGUUUCAAAGGAUUUUCUGCAUCGUACGUGGCGAUUAGCCCUUUUGGGAAGGGCCAAUCGGAAGACGACGAAAUGGUGGACAGCGCCGAGAUCACGCCGUUUCCAGGGUCGCUCAAAAACUCCGUUAUCAAGGCGGACGAAGACGUGGACGAGGACGAGGACGAAGACUACGAAAUCAUCGUCCACCAUCGGCACUUGAACCCAAAGGUACGCUACGCAGUGCGCAACGAGAUACGAUCUUCGCAAGCGAUUGACUGAAAUAGGCGUAGACGCGUCGGAAUGCGGCGCAAAGUACAAAUGCGUGUGCAACAACGCACCUAGUCAAUGGUAGCUGCGUACGCAUCAGAUUGAAAUGACUGUGAUGUCUGAAAGUGACAGACAGAGAUAUUUCAGAAUGUCGUUGAUUUGAUUGAAUAAUAUUUUGAAGUUUCUUUGUUUGCCCAAAACCAAAAACAUUGUGUCACAUGUUGAUGCACUUUGAGAUUAUUACUACACAUUUGAAUUGUG